This is a messenger RNA of Drosophila elegans, 1561 nucleotides long. RefSeq names its product methanethiol oxidase. The record is from RefSeq and is a predicted model, not a curated record. Gene Ontology annotation, molecular function: selenium binding. The coding region runs from base 28 to 1488 and encodes 486 amino acids. NCBI's taxonomy places the organism in Eukaryota, Metazoa, Arthropoda, Insecta, Diptera, Drosophilidae. The transcript is spliced from 6 exons.
UCUUCGUUCAACAACAACCGCCUAGCAAUGUCCAACAAAACCUGUUGCCGCGGUCCCGGUUACGCAACCCCACUGGAUGCCAUGAGAAGUGGUCCCCGGGAGAAGCUACUCUACACGGUCACCGUUCAGCCCAACUUGGACGAGCCCCACGGCGAUUACCUGUCCACGGUCGAUGUGGAUCCCGAGAGCCCCACCUACUGCCAGAUAGUGCAUCGGACAUUUACAAACCGGAAAGGUGAUGAGCUGCAUCACUCUGGCUGGAACGCUUGCUCCAGUUGCUAUUAUGUGGACGAGAAUUCCAAGAGUGUGCCAAAAAGAGACAGACUGGUGCUGCCGGCCCUGAACUCCGACUUUGUGUAUAUACUCGAUGUGGUGACGGAUCCCCGAAAGCCAGAGAUAAUCAAGACAAUCGAUGGUGAUGUGUUGAAGAGUCACAAUGUUACGGGUCCACAUACGACCCACUGUUUGGCCAAUGGCAAUAUCAUGAUAUCCAUAAUGGGCGAUGCCGAAGGAUAUGCCAAAGGAGACUUUAUCCUCUUCGAUUCGGAAUUCAAUUGCAUCGGCACUUGGACGAAGGGCGACAAGAAGGCCUUAUGUGGCUACGAUUUCUGGUAUCAGCCGUAUUUCGAUGUGAUGGUCUCGUCCGAAUGGGGAGCACCCAAUAAAUGGCGACGUGGCUGGAAGAAUGGUGACCUUGAUGAUUUGACCCAAUAUGGCUGUCGGUUGAACUUCUACAAAUGGUCCACGCAGACUCUAUACCAAACUAUUGAUCUGGGAGCGGAUGGCAUAACGCCCUUGGAGAUUCGUUUCCUACAUGACCCUAAACGCCCCGAAGGAUUCGUUGGCUGUGCCCUGAAUGCCAAGGUGUUCUACUUCAAAAAGAAGGCUGAUUCCGAUGAGUUCGAGGCCAAGAAAGUGAUAGACAUUCCGUGCAAACUAGUUGAUACCGGCAAUGGAAAGGCGGAGGACAUGGGCGGCAUGAUCUCGGACAUAAUUAUAUCGUUGGAUGACCGAUUCCUCUAUGUCAACUGCUGGCGACAUGGGGAUGUAAGGCAAUAUGACAUUACCGAUCCCGAGAAUCCGAAGCUAACAGGCCAGCUUUUCCUGGGAGGUGCCAUUUGCAGUGAUCUGCCCAAUGUGAUUGUUAAGGAGGACAAGGAACUCAAGGAAAGACCCCCAGCUCGAUAUGUUAAGGGUCGACGAUUGGAAGGCGGACCUCAAAUGAUGCAGCUUUCACUGGAUGGCAAGCGUUUGUAUGUCUCGUCAUCUUUAUAUUCUCCCUGGGAUAAGCAGUUUUAUCCAAAAAUGGUCUCGCAAGGCGGUCAUAUUGUCCUUAUCGAUGUGGAUACUGUGAAUGGUGGCAUAUCCUUAAAUGAAGACUUUUUGGUGGACUUCGGAAAAGAGCCAUAUGGUCCCAGUUUGCCACAUGAAAUGCGAUAUCCUGGUGGUGAUUGCACUUCCGACAUUUGGCUGGCUAAUGAUGCUUAAGCCAUCCUUUUGCCGUACAAACUUAUAUAUAUAUAUAUAUAUGUAUAUUAACAUAAACAAAGCUUUAAUAAAA